Messenger RNA from Monoraphidium neglectum, 216 nucleotides. RefSeq lists its product as hypothetical. Bases 1 to 216 code for a protein of 71 amino acids. Lineage: Eukaryota; Viridiplantae; Chlorophyta; Chlorophyceae; Sphaeropleales; Selenastraceae. The transcript has 2 exons. The record is from RefSeq and is a predicted model, not a curated record.
AUGGUGGCGCAAGCUGAGGCAAAGCUGGCCUCGGUUGAGGCGGCGAUGCAAGGCCUCCGCGCGGCCCUUGCGGCAGAAGCACACGCUGCAGUCGCGCUCGCGGCCGCCGCUGCCUCCGGCGCGCCGGGCGGGGCGGCGCUCGCCGCGCAGGCCGCGGCGGCGCGGGCCGAGGCGGCGGCGGCGGAGGAGGAGUUGGAGCAGAUCCAGUGCGAGUGA